GCGAUGUAGGCCUCCCUACAGCGCUGUCCAACCUAAGCCAAAAAUAUAGUGCAUUGGCAGAAAGUUUCAGGACAGCGAUGUUGACCCAGCAACAGCGCUGUCAAGCCAAAACUCCACCUUCAAAGGCAGACCUAAACAGCGAUGUUCUAACCGAAAACGAAUUUGAUGCCGAGGACAUCAAGAAGAUUGAAAACUAUGCAAAGGCCAUCAAUAUGCUAUAUUGCGCGGUCAACCCCGAUGACUACCGAAAGAUCUCCUGUUGCACAACCGCCAAGGAGAUGUGGGACAAGCUUGAAGUGACGUACGAAGGUACCGAUCAAGUUCGCGAAGCCAAGAUCGAUUUUCUCACCCAAGAGUACGAAAUGUUCCGGAUGAAAGAAGAUAAGAACAGGGCAGGAGCUUCCGGCAAAUCCAAGGCCAAAUCCCGGGCGCCUACGACAUCUACCGAGGAACGCCUCUACUAUGGUGACGGGUCAUACCUUUGGUUUGAUUCCGAAGAGGAACGCACCCGUUUCCUCACCUUCUUCUCUAAACGGGUUGUGGCUCCUCCACGGAUCAUCCGGAAGCGCUACCCGGAGCUGCAGGGCUACGACGACCUCGACGCGCAGCUUCAUCAGGCCGGCCUUUGGCCUUUCCUUGGGCGCAUCGCUGGCCUCCCCUACCAAGGUGACGACGUCUCCCUAUAUGGCGGAGAGGACUGGGUGCUCAACAACGAGGGCCUUAUCCUCAACGAGCUUGGCAUCACCGAGCUCAUCCGCCAUGCCUCGGGCUGCCCCACCAUCCACUCCGCUAACCCCGAAGGCCAUCUUCUUCUCUACAUCGUCUCCCAGAUCAUCAAACCCAGGAAGCACGGCCACACCAUCAUGUCCGGUGAAGAUCUCAAGCUCAUCCAUGCGAUCAUGCACUCGGCCCCAAUCAAUUGGGCAAAGUUUGUCAUGAUCAACAUGACGAUUGCCGCGUCCACCGACCACGAUCACCUCCUCCCGUACCCGUUCGUGGUGAUGGACAUCCUAGAAUGGUUCAUGGUGACCACCAUCGUUGGCCCACUCACAAAGGCCACGAAGAUUUGGGCGAUCAGCACCCAAACCUUCAAGAAGCGGUCGGACAAUGCCGGACCUUCCAUUGUUGUGCCACGACGCCGUUCUGCUGCUGGUCCAGCGAAGCCUAGGCCCGGGCCAACCUUGCCUCCAUCGCCGACUCCCUCAACCGGCUUCACUUCAAAGUUGACGAGAUGGAUGGCUACCUUGAGCGGCUCGACGAGGCUGUUCAACGCCAAGGGCACACCAUGAACACUUACUUCCAACGCGUCAACUACGUUCCCC
Cuscuta campestris is the source of this 1322-nucleotide messenger RNA. The record is from the annotation of a GenBank genome assembly. NCBI's taxonomy places the organism in Eukaryota, Viridiplantae, Streptophyta, Magnoliopsida, Solanales, Convolvulaceae.